AUGGAAGAAACUUUCUCGUCUUUGAACAUUAAAGAUGUUGAGCAAAAAACUGUAGAGGGAACGGCUGAAUUUUGGGAUUGCCCAUGGCAUCCAGCAAUCAAAGAAAUAAAUCAAGUGAUCAAAAAUGGGAAGAAAUUGGAUUUGUCUUCGUUCUGGAUCUUUUUGGAUCAUAAUUACGAACUUUCUACGUGGUGUUGCCAAUGUCGCGAAACAGUCUUUGAUAUGGAUCAAGAAGAAAUAAUUAAGCUUUUAGAAGGGAACACUUAUUCUUAUAAAUUUUUUGUCUGUUCUGAGUGUGCUCAGAUCAUUAAAUACGCUACAUUUCAUUAUUAAAAAUUUUUUAUCAUUUUAUUUACAAAUGUUUCAACAAAUAAAUCUGGGGUGUGAGUAUUUUCUAAUAUAUUUAAAAAAUGUUCAUAUUUCUGACCUAAAGAUAAAAAAUAGAUAAAGCAGAUAGCAUGUUGACCACAUGUGUUCGAAGAAUAGGAUUGAUAAGCUCUUCUAUUUCUUACAAUUGCUGGAAAUUGUUUUAGAAAAUUUGAAAUCUGACAUUUUUUAUUAAGAUUUUCGAAUGAAAAUAGGGCUAGACUAUCGUAGUAAAGAACUUCUUUAUCAAUUCCUUCAGCAAAAAUGGCAACCCAGUGUGAUC
Molecule: messenger RNA, 649 nt
Organism: Meloidogyne enterolobii
Lineage: Eukaryota; Metazoa; Nematoda; Chromadorea; Rhabditida; Meloidogynidae
Source: the annotation of a GenBank genome assembly